This is a messenger RNA of Equus quagga, 1447 nucleotides long. Its product is annotated as myeloid cell surface antigen CD33-like. Gene Ontology annotation, biological process: cell adhesion. Gene Ontology annotation, molecular function: sialic acid binding. Bases 56 to 1126 code for a protein of 356 amino acids. The transcript has 7 exons. The record is from RefSeq and is a predicted model, not a curated record. NCBI's taxonomy places the organism in Eukaryota, Metazoa, Chordata, Mammalia, Perissodactyla, Equidae. Gene Ontology annotation, cellular component: plasma membrane.
CUUCCCCUUCUCAUUUCAGACAUAGGCAAAAAGCGCAGAAACCUCCAUCUCAGAGAUGCUGCUGCUGCUGCCCCUGCUGUGGGCAGGGUCCCUGGCUCGGUAUGACGGAUACCUACUGGAAGUGCAGGAAUCCGUGACUGUGCAGGAGGGCAUGUGCGUCUCUGUGCCCUGCACCAUCUACUAUCCCCAGUACUCCUGGACUGACUCUGCCCCAGCUCAUGGCUACUGGUUCCGGGUAGGGGCUGAUACCAACCGGGAUGCUCCAGUGGCCACAAAUGACCCAGUUCGUAAAGCACAGGAGGAGACCCAGGGCCGCUUCCAACUCCUUGGGGACCCCCGGACCUACAACUGCUCCCUGGACAUCAGAGACGCCAGGAGGAGCGAUGCUGGAAAAUACUUUUUUUGGGUGGAGAGAGGAAGGGGAAAAAGGGCUUCCAGAUUGAAUUAUCUCACUGUGCAUGUGACGGCCCUGACCAACACACCCCACAUCCUCAUCCCGGGAACCCUGGAAUCCGGUCACCCCAGGAACCUGACCUGUUCUGUGCCCUGGGCCUGUGAGCGGGGCACACCCCCCAUCUUCUCCUGGACAUCAGCUGCCCUCACCUCCCUGGGUCCCAGGACCCACCUCUCCUCAGUGCUCACCCUCACCCCACGGCCCCAGGACCAUGGCACCAACCUCACCUGUCAGGUGAAGUUCCCUGAGGCUGGUGUGACUGUGGAAACGACCAUCCAGCUCAACGUCACCUGUCCUCCAGAGAACCCAGAAAUCAGUGCCUGCCUAGGGGAUGGCACAGGGGAACCAGGAACCAGGGCAGGAUUGAUUCAGGGGAUCGUUGGGGGAGCUGGUGUCACUGCACUGCUAGCUCUCUGCAUCUACCUCAUCUUUGUCAUAGUGAAGACCUGCCAGAAGAAAGUGGCCAGGACAACAGUGGGCGUGGAUGACAUCCACUCUGCCAUGGGACCAGCUUCCCUGGGUCACCAGCAAGGGUCCAAGUUAGACAGUCCUGCUGACACUACAAAUGAUACAGGGAUGGUCUCUGCCUUUGAGGUGGAGCAUGAGCUGCAUUAUGCUUCCAUCAGCUUUAACAGAGUGAAUCCUCAGGAGGGCACCCACAGGACCCAGUGAGGAACCAACCAGAGCUCAGUGUCAGCCAGAGCAUCCAUAUCCUUUAGAGGAAGGGGGACCCAAAGGGUGGUUUUUGGAAACUUAACAUCUCCAUAGGCAGUGGGUUUAUAAACUAUGGUAUGUGAUUUUCCUGCUGUACUGGAACUACGUUAGGCUUUGCAAUCAGAGAGACCUGGAAUUGAAUCCAUGCCUUUUUAUUAAUAGUAGAACAUCAGCCAAGCCACCUUACUCUUCUAUGUCUUGGUUUCUUGCUUUGUGAAAUAAGAAGUCCUAACUCAUAGAGUUGCUGUGAGGAUUAAAUAAAAGUACUUAUGGAAAACA